AUGGAGGAGCAAAGAGAACAUCAUGCGAAAGAAAAGGGAAAUACAGAUGGUAUUGUGGAAAGAGACGACAUUAUGCACGAGCAAGUAGCAUCAAAUAUACAGCCCUCUGCGAAUGCCCAGAACCCUCCCAAACACAGCGAGAAAAGUAGGGGCUAUACUAUAAAUGAGCUCAAGGAAUAUAUCACUGAGAUUCCCUUUCCGAUAGGGGAAAAAACAGGGAUUAUGAAGCAAUUUCUGUCUGGAAUCGAAAAGCUGUUUGCCAUUGUCAAAUCAUCACUUCAAAGGGCGAUGCAGUGGCUGACCAGAAAGACGUCUAAGGACGAGGAGAAAGUGUGA
Messenger RNA from Encephalitozoon intestinalis ATCC 50506, 336 nucleotides. RefSeq lists its product as uncharacterized. The record is from RefSeq and is a predicted model, not a curated record. Bases 1 to 336 code for a protein of 111 amino acids. The transcript has a single exon. NCBI's taxonomy places the organism in Eukaryota, Fungi, Microsporidia, Unikaryonidae.